AUGGCGCUUCUCUCAGCCGAACACCUGGCUGGUCCGGGCUACAUUAUCCUCAACGUUUUGCGCGGUCUGAACAUCAUUGCUCUCGCUUCCGUGGUCGCCAGCAGCGUGGUCAUGCUGGUGAAGACCUUUAUCAUCUCCAAGUUCUUCUUCUUCGAUGCCACGAGCCAUGUGAUCACCGCAAUCGCCGGGCUCUUCUUCAUCGUCUCAGAAUGCUCGCUAUUCCGCAACUUCUACGCCCGCAACUGGCCACUCCUGAGCCCCUCGCAUGGCUUCGUGACUCUAGGUUGCGCGAUGAUGAUAGUCGGGCUCAACAUGCUCGGUAACAUGAACAAGGAAGCCACGAGCCAAGAGUCGCUCACCCUACCUUUCUGGCGCCUACUCGUUGCCUCUGGCAUCCUAGCCAUCGUCAUCGGCUUCUUCAACAUCGUCGCGAGCUUCGUCUUCCGCGACAAGUCCCGGCGAAUCACCGCCCGCAUGGUCCGCUCACGAGGCGCCAUGACCCUCCACGAGGACGCCGAGACACAAUCCCAAUACGACCCCAAGCACAAAGCCUUCACCAUAACCACGCACCACACAGGCAGCACCUCCUCACGCAGCAACUUCAACAACAGCCCACCCCCCAUGCGCACAGGCACCCCACCCGUCGACUGCGGCUCCCCUCAAGUCCCGUCCCCCACCAAGGAAGACCCAAACCGCCUCUCGCAAUUCGACUUCAGUCCCCUCCGCGCCUUCCGCAACGCCCGCCAGUCCUUCCUCCCUUCCUACCACAGCCAGUCACCAGCUAAACCCAGCUUCUUCUCGCACCACCGCCCCUCCAGCUCCAUCUACUCGCGCACCACGUCGGGCGAGCCCGCACGCAAGAAGUUCUGGCAGCGCCAGCGCGAGGAGCAGGAGGAGGAGACUGCGCGCAUGCCGGAGAUUAGCUAUCCGUUGAAUGUUAACCCGCAGUUUGCUCAUCUUGUUAAGCCGAAUUUGGCGCAUCAUCCUAGUGUUAGGAGGCCUGAGGCGGAUUAUGAGAAGUUUUAG
This is a messenger RNA of Alternaria triticimaculans, 1026 nucleotides long. RefSeq lists its product as uncharacterized. The record is from RefSeq and is a predicted model, not a curated record. NCBI's taxonomy places the organism in Eukaryota, Fungi, Ascomycota, Dothideomycetes, Pleosporales, Pleosporaceae. Bases 1 to 1026 code for a protein of 341 amino acids. The transcript is spliced from 2 exons.